Molecule: messenger RNA, 1068 nt
Organism: Lethenteron reissneri (Far Eastern brook lamprey)
Lineage: Eukaryota; Metazoa; Chordata; Hyperoartia; Petromyzontiformes; Petromyzontidae
Product: BAI1-associated protein 3-like
Source: RefSeq, a predicted model, not a curated record
UUGCGGUGGUGAUCACUACAUCGUCGUCAGCAGCAGCCAGUAGCGACCGCUGCGUUAACACUUCGAGUGCCUUGACCGACGAGAGAGAGAGAGCCGGCGGUGGUGAUGAUGAUGAUGGUGGUAGUGAGGCUAUAACCUCGUAACUUUGCUAAACAACAACAACAACAAAAAACAACAACCCACCACCACUACCCCACCCAAGAGACAUCGGGAGACUGCUACAACUACUGGCGCAGAUGAUGGCUAGGAAAUGGUGGUAACAAUUUCGGCUUGCAAGACUAGAUCACCGCAGUUACACACACGCACACACACACACGCGCACACGCACGCGCACGCACACGCACGCACACACACACACGCGCGCACACACACGCACACACACACGCACGCACACACACGCGCUAAAUCUAUUCGUGUGCGUGUGCGCACAUGAAGAGGCUUGGUUAGUCGUAGAGAACUCGGCUCCGUAAAGAGGCAGAAGAGUGAAGAAUCGAUUGUUGGACCGCAGCCAUCGACUCGCUCCGUGGUGGACACGGAGCUGACGUCAACCCUGGAUCAUCGUCCUCAUCCAGCAUGGCCUCGAGCAGCCACCACGACACGGGUAAGUUGCUCACGGAGUUGCUGUACUGCCUCAAGUACAGCACACUCGGAGGUUCCCAGGAGAACUUGAGCGAGGAGAUACUCAUCUACCUGGAACAGGCGUUCGGCUGCAGCACUGAAGUCAUGCAGGCAGCGCUGGACAGCGUCAAGAAUGCCAAGGCUCCAGUUUUCCAAGUGCGGCUGCUUCUGGGAGGGGCGACCGGGUUGCAGAACAAGAGCGUGGACGGCCCCAGCCGCCCCUACUUGACGCUGUGCCUGGGGGGGCAGGCGGAGGCGAGUGACGCGGGCGGCCUGCAGCGGAGCGCCGUCAGGGAAGGUCCCCAACCCACGUGGAACCAGAACUUCAUCGUUGACCUGGGGAAUUCUGACAGCCAGUCGUUGGUGCUGAACGUAUGGAACCAGCAAAGUGGAAACUCUCUCGUGCGCAUGCUGACCAAGCUGAGCAGCGCAAGGCGCCUUCAUCGGUGA